AUGGACCCUUGUUCUGACUCAUUCCAAAAUUUGGAAGAACCUGACGACCGUAUUGUUCGUCGACUUGUUCUUGACUACCUAAUCCAUAAUUGCUAUGGUGAAACAGCUAGAAUUUUCUUAAAAGAUAGUCAAGACCUCAAUGUAUCCUCCCAAAAAGAAAUCCCUUUUACCAACGGUUUCUCGCAAAAUGGUUCAAAUAAAACUGUUCCAAUGGAUACGAGCGAACCCGACGCUGACGGUGAUCUCGAAAUGGUUGAUUCAAAUGAAGAUUUUAUUCACGUUAAUGCUUCAAAUAAUUCUUUAUCUACGCCGUCUAAAAAUUCAAAGUUAUUCCCUACAUGGAGAAACAAGCGACACUCUAAUAUAAAGUUUUGUUCAGAGUCUGCUUUGGAAAGUUUAGAAAUUCGAAAGCAGAUACGCAAGUUUAUAAUAUCUGGUGAUAUUCCAUCUGCUCUAUCUUUGUGCCGAUCCACUUUUCCGGAAGUUGUAUCUACUGGAGAUCUAACAACUCCACGCUCUACUGAGAUGUGCUUCAAACUCCAAUUACAGCAAUUCAUAGAAACUGUACGUUCGGGAAAUUUCGACGAAGCUUUGACAUAUGCUCAAUCUGUGUUGGCUGAGUAUCCUACACUUGGCGGUGAAAAUGAACAAAAAUAUCGUGAUGAAUUUGAGAAAGUGUGUCCGUUAAUUGCAUAUGAAAAUCCAGAAAAUUCUCCAUCUGCCCCAUUAUUAUCUCAGGAACAUCGCGAUAAAUUGGCCGAUGAAAUCAACAGUGCAAUACUUUCUUUUGAUAGUCAUGUGAACGAAUCUGCUCUUGAAAGACUUAUAAAGCAAGCGAUAGUAGUACGUGAAUAUUUACACCUCGUUAUAACAAAAGGGCAUAGAAAGAUGUACGCGGAAUGGCGUCUUUCCACUUUCCUUCAAGAAGGCAGUGAAGGAAAUGUCCGUUUGUCCCGUCUAUGUGGAAACUUUUGA
This is a messenger RNA of Scutellospora calospora, 975 nucleotides long. NCBI's taxonomy places the organism in Eukaryota, Fungi, Glomeromycota, Glomeromycetes, Diversisporales, Gigasporaceae. The record is from the annotation of a GenBank genome assembly.